Messenger RNA from Neoarius graeffei (lesser salmon catfish), 2592 nucleotides. RefSeq names its product sushi-repeat containing protein X-linked (gene srpx). The coding region runs from base 790 to 2286 and encodes 498 amino acids. NCBI's taxonomy places the organism in Eukaryota, Metazoa, Chordata, Actinopteri, Siluriformes, Ariidae. The transcript has 10 exons. The record is from RefSeq and is a predicted model, not a curated record.
UUCCAAGAAAUGUUGGAGAGAGAGAGAGAGAGAGAGUGUGUGUGUGUGUGUGUGUGCACAUGCGUACACGUGCAUGUGCAUGCAUGUAUGUUUGGGGGGGGCAGUCUGAGAUGCUUCUUAGUGUGAUGAGCUUCUAUAAUUACCUUUUGACACUAUUCUACCUUCUCCACACAUAUCGUAGAGAGAUUCUAUGGUUAAUUUUGGUUUUUAUGAAGAAUUAGGAAGAGCCCAUGAGUAAAUGUAGUUUAGUUUAAAUGUAAAUGUCUACUUCAGUCAGGAUCACAUGUUUUUAGUCUACAGUAAGUAUGCACCACUGAUCGAAAUGGAAUAGACCAAAGAAACCUGUUUCUAUUGGAUUGCAGUUCUGUUUAUCCUGAACUGUGUAAAUGGAAGAGAAAAUUACAUGUUGACUGUAAUAGAAUACGGGCGGCAUGGUGGCACAGUGUGCAGCAUUGCUGCCUCACAUCUCCCGGGAACUGCAUUUGAUCCUGAACUUACGUUACUGUUUGUGCAGUUUCUGUGCAUGUUCUAUGUGUCCAUGGAUUUCCUCCAGGUUCUCCCACUUCCCACUAGAUGGACUGAGUACAGUAAAUUGCUCCUAGGUGUAAAUGAGUGUGUGAAUGUGUGUAUCUGUUGCUUUGUAAUGGACUGGCAAACAUCCAGGGUGCAUUGCUGGAUUUCAUGUGACGUCACAUCCGCCUCAUUAGUUAUUCAAAAUUUUAGCUGGUGGUCUACCAAAGCUCAGUUGACAAAGCGUUUGUAUAGAGAAGGUGCAUUGCUCCAUGAAAAAUGCCUUACACUUGCAUUGUUUUAGGUUGCUCGAAUCAAUCAAACCGUGAAACUGAUAAAAGUUUCGUCAGGGUUCCCUGUGAACUAAUAAAAAAGGGUGAACGAACACAGGAUUUCAUGAAAAGACGUCAAGAAAGGUGGCUUUUGAACCUCUCACUGAAAUCGAAGGGAGCCGAGUCGAAGCAUGUUCGAGUUUGCAGUGAUCACUUGGUGAAAGGGUCUGGGUACUGGCCUUAUACUGACGAUGAGGAUGUAAGAUACACAGGUGUUCCGUGGUGUGCUCUAGUCAAGGUGAAGCACGGGCAUGUGAGCUGCCAAACACCACGUGGUCAGCAUUAUAAGAAUGUGUUGGGAACCCGCUGUAAGAUCCACUGCAAGAGAGGCUAUGAACUCCAUGGCAGCAGUGAAAUAGUGUGUAUGGCCAGCAAACAGUGGUCAGGAAAAUACACCUGCAGAGAGGUGCGCUGUCCAACACUGGCCAUGCCAAAUAACGGUGGAUUUAAGUGUUCAGAUGGUUUCUAUUACAACUCCCGCUGCCAGUUCUUCUGUUCACCAGGAUACACACUCCGUGGAGACCGCAGUGUCACCUGUCAAAGCAGCAAGACAUGGAGUAGUGGCCAUAGCGUGUGUCUGGAUCUGGAUCCUCCAGUCAUUAAGUGUCCAAAUGUGAAGGAGAAGACAGCUGAGCCAGGAAAAGUGACUGCAAAAGUGACCUGGGAUACACCGGAGGGCAAAGACACAGCAGAUGGCAUCCUCACAGAUGUAAUACUGAAGGGGAAGCCUCCAGGAACACACUUUACAGAGGGAAACCACAAACAAUCAUACACUGUAUUUGACCGGGCUGGAAACAAAGCUACCUGUAAAUUCAACAUCAGAGUAAAAGUCCGUCACUGCGUUCCACUCUCAGUGCCUGAAAAUGGCUGGAUGAAGUGUGACAGUGCAGGUGAUAAUUAUGGGGCAACAUGUGAUUUCCGCUGCCUGGGAGGUUAUGAGCUGAGAGGUAGCGCUGCCCGUGUUUGCCAGUUCAACAUGGAAUGGUCUGGCCUGGAAACCAGCUGUGCAUCCAUGAACAUUAAUGUUGGAGUGCGAUCUGCUGCACAACUACUAGACCAGUUCUAUGAGAAACGUCGUCUGCUUAUAAUCUCCACCCCCACAGCGGCCAACCAUUACUACAGAUUCCAAAUCACUAAUUUACAGCAAGCACAAUGUGGCUUGGACUUAAGACAUGUGACUGUGAUUGAACUAGUAGGAAGGUUUCCAGCUCAAAUAGGACGCAUUAGAUACCAACUCAUCUCUCCAGGACUGGCCCUACAACUCAGAAUGCUGCUGCAGCUGUCUCAGAAUUCUUUUAAUCUGGUACUGCUGGACAAACAGGGAGUGGACAAACAGCGCUAUACAUAUCCAGUCACAGCAGCAGAGAUUUUCACGGUCAUUGACACUUUCCCGCUGCGCACUGAAGAGGCCCUUCUGCAGAAAGAAGCAGGUCAAGGCUGUUAGACAUGUACACAACCCCCCUGACCUUCCCCUCUCUUCUCCUCCCAACACACACACACAGAGCCAUAAAUGCAUGAGUGACUAUUUUUACAUACAUAUUUGUGAUUUGUAAGAUGUUGUAGUAUUUGUCAAUAUUUAUAUUAUUGUCAUAGUAUAGUUUGACUUCAUUCAGUCCAAUUUAAACUGUGUACUUAAUUUUAAGAAAUAAAUAUCUUUACUUUGUCUCUGAAAUGUAUAAUUCCAUUGUGUGAUGUUACUGUAUACUUGGCAGCCUUGUCCAUGGAAUAAAUUUCAAGUUCAUUAAUGUUC